AUGUGGGCGGGCGGCAGCGUCGCCUCGAGGACCGGCAGGAUGUCGAAGCGGUGCUGCUGGACCUCCUGCAGGGCGGCCUGCAGCUCCACCCUGGCCGCCCUCUGGAGGUCGCGGAGGGCAGAGGACCUCUCCACGUCCUUUUCCGGCACGGGCUUGCCGGUCACGGCCGCCACGUGCCAAGGGCUGUCCUUCAUGCUCUUGGCGUACAGGGGCACUGACGCGAACGCGGCCCCUGUCUGCUUCCCGAGGGGCAUCGCGUGGAUGACCCAGUCGAGGCUAAUUUUCACGCCGUUGAACACCGCGGACCACUCUCUCGAGAGCAUCGUGCUGCUCUCAGUGGCGUGGUGGUCUAUGAGCCGGUGGCCUUUCCUGCGCGACGCCUCCCCGUCGAAGCAAUACACGCUGAAGGGCAACAGAUCGUCCGCCAGCAACUUCACGCCCGCCUCCCGCAUCGCCUGA
Messenger RNA from Prorocentrum cordatum, 459 nucleotides. Lineage: Eukaryota; Dinophyceae; Prorocentrales; Prorocentraceae. The record is from the annotation of a GenBank genome assembly.